Pyrus x bretschneideri (Chinese white pear) is the source of this 1466-nucleotide messenger RNA. Its product is annotated as TVP38/TMEM64 family membrane protein slr0305. The coding region runs from base 408 to 1232 and encodes 274 amino acids. The transcript has 9 exons. Gene Ontology annotation, cellular component: membrane. The record is from RefSeq and is a predicted model, not a curated record. Lineage: Eukaryota; Viridiplantae; Streptophyta; Magnoliopsida; Rosales; Rosaceae.
CCCAAAAAAUACUCAAUACAUUCAGAAGCAACUGCAAACCCCAACCCACCUACCAUUUUAAUCUCCCCGCAAGUAACUCCAGGAAAACUCCAUCAACACACACCAAAUUAUACAAAAAAUAUUAAUUAAAUAAUUAAUUUCAUCAACACAUUUUCUACGACUUUCUGUGCCCUCCUGCAGCCUGCUGAUCUCGGAAGAUUUCUCCAUCAAAUCACGCAGAUACGAUAAGAAGGCAAGAAAACAAAAACAUUGGGUGCCCGGAAAAGAACGAGGCAGGAAGCCCGCAUCUUUUUGGAGCCGAAUCAAAUCUGGCAAACCUUGAGGGGUUGAGGCCUCGCUUGUCGUUGAAGCAACCUAUUUACAACGACGACGACGAGGAGUGCAGGCCUUGGCGUCGGAGAUUUUCCAUGGCGUUCACUUGGGCUUCUGCUCUCAGGACCACUCUCCUCCUCCUCCUUCUGGCCGCCGUUGCCACUGCUUGUUUUACUCUCCCUAUUGAAAAGAUUUUGAAGGACUUCUUAUUAUGGGUUGAGCAUGAUCUUGGUCCUUGGGGUCCCCUUGUGCUGGCUAUUGCAUACAUCCCACUAACAGUUUUGGCAGUACCAGCUUCAGUACUUACUCUCGGUGGUGGUUAUCUUUUUGGCCUACCUGUUGGCUUUGUUGCCGACUCAGUUGGAGCCACUAUAGGUGCAGGGGCUGCUUUCCUUCUUGGAAGAACUAUUGGGAGAUCAUUUGUUGUUUCCAGAUUGAAGGAUUAUCCUCAGUUCCGGGCAGUUGCCAUUGCAAUUCGGAGAUCCGGAUUUAAGAUUGUUUUGUUGCUUCGUCUUGUGCCCUUGCUCCCCUUCAACAUGCUAAAUUACCUCCUCUCUGUGACUCCUGUUCCAAUAGGACAAUACAUGCUGGCUUCCUGGAUAGGGAUGAUGCCAAUAACACUUGCGCUUGUAUAUGUUGGAACAACUCUUAAGGAUCUUUCUGAUGUGACGCAUGGAUGGGGUGAAUUUUCAAAGACCCGUUGGGCUUUUGUCAUACUGGGCCUUGUAGUCUCCGUGAUUUUAAUGAUUUGUGUUACAAGAGUUGCCAAGGCCGCUUUGGAUAAAGCUUUGGCUGAAAAUGAGGAUAUUGAUAACAUCGAUAUUAUACCAGAGUUACCUGUUGUCUCCGAAGCACCAGUGCAUCUCAACCAGCCGCUUUUAAUCAAGAUAGAUGCGCCUGACGACCAUCAUGAGAAAUGAAAUCCACGCUCUCUGUAAAUUCUUCAGUCCCACCUCCUCCUUUCAAAGUGUUAUGCUCAAUUAAUACUGCAGCAUCAGAUAGUCAUCAAUUUGAUCCCUGUACAGUCUCCCAUCCUUUAGAUUUUGUAAUUUGGAACAAAUAUGGCUUAACUUGACCAUUAAGAAUGAAUUAUUUGAGUCUAACUUUUGUCCCUUUCAACAUGAAAUGAAAGAUUAAAGAAAUCAUUGAGGUCA